Gopherus flavomarginatus (Mexican gopher tortoise) is the source of this 3639-nucleotide messenger RNA. It is a transcript of the gene TSHR, whose product is annotated as thyroid stimulating hormone receptor. NCBI's taxonomy places the organism in Eukaryota, Metazoa, Chordata, Testudines, Testudinidae. Gene Ontology annotation, molecular function: thyroid-stimulating hormone receptor activity. Gene Ontology annotation, cellular component: membrane. Gene Ontology annotation, biological process: G protein-coupled receptor signaling pathway. The transcript has 11 exons. Bases 286 to 2571 code for a protein of 761 amino acids. The record is from RefSeq and is a predicted model, not a curated record.
UUCGCACUGAAGUGAUGCGACCGGCUGACGGAACGGCCUCAGGAGCCGCCUUGCCGGCUCUAAACGCAGCGUGAGGGGGAGCUCCGUGCCCAGCAGCACGGCCCGCAAAGUUUGCCCUGGGAGGAGGAGGUGGCUUUUUGGCAACGUGCAGUUUCCUACUGCCCCACUCUUUGAAUGACAGAAGAGUCCUGUGCCAUCUGUAUCCUUGGCCGCCUUGUUCCCCUUCCACUGGAGAAGAGUGAGGCAGGGGACUGAUGAAGUAGCACCAGCAGCAGGUUGUGGAAGAUGCUGUGGCUGCUGGUAGCUUUCCAGGUCCUGCUGUUGCUGGAGACAGUGCUAUGGAGCACAGGCACAAAGAUGUGCCCUUCAUCAGAGUGUGAGUGCUCAGAGUGGGACCACUACAAAAUCACCUGCAGGGAGACACAUCUCAUUCCCAGCUUUCCACAGGACACCAGAACCCUGAGGUUUAUGGAGACUCAUCUGAGAACAAUUCCAAGUGGAGCAUUUUCUAAUCUCCCCAACAUCUCCAGGAUCUAUAUCUCCAUAGAUGCUACGUUACAAAGGCUGGAGGCCCAUUCCUUCUACAAUUUAAGUAAAGUCACUCAUAUAGAAGUUCGCAAUGCUAGAAGUCUACAUUACAUAGAUCCAGAUGCCUUUAAAAUCCUCCCACUGUUAAAAUACCUUGGAAUUUUCAACACUGGAAUUAUGAUAUUUCCUGACCUCACCAAAAUCUAUUCAGCUGAUGUGAACUUUUUACUUGAAAUUGCAGAUAAUCCUUAUGUGACUUCAGUGCCUGCAAAUGCGUUCCGUGGGCUAUGUAAUGAAUCCCUUACACUCAAACUCUACAAUAAUGGCUUCACUAGGGUCCAAGACUAUGCUUUCAAUGGGACGAAGCUGGAUGCUGUCUACCUGCACAAGAACAAAUACCUGAAAGUUAUUGAAGAAGAUGCAUUUUUGGGAGUGAACAGUGGACCAACUCUGCUUGAUGUUUCCCGGACCAGUGUUGCUACCCUUCCAACAAAAGGACUGGAAAACCUUAAAGAACUGAUGGCUAAAAAUACAUGGACAUUGAAGAAACUACCUCCCGUAAAGACUUUUCUUCAUCUAAUGCGAGCUGACCUGUCCUAUCCAAGCCACUGCUGUGCUUUCAAGAACUGGAAGAAAACCAAAGGAAUUCUGGAAUACAUGAUGUGUAACCAGACCAGCAGUCACAGCUUUCGUAAGAAAAGAUCCGUCAGUACCUUCAGUGGCCCUUUUUACCAAGACUAUGCAGAAGAGGAUGUAGACCGCACUGACACCGUGUAUGCUGAAAACUCUAAAUUCAGGGAUUUUCAUGGCAACUCCCACUACUACGUUUUUUUUGAAGAGCAGGGGGAUGGAGAUGUUGGGUUUGGCCAAGAGCUCAAGAACCCUCAAGAGAACAACAUCCAAGGGUUUGACAGCCAUUACGACUACACAGUCUGUGGUGGCAGUGAAGACAUUGUGUGCACUCCAGAGCCUGAUGAGUUUAAUCCCUGUGAAGACAUAAUGGGCUAUAAAUUUCUAAGGAUUGUGGUAUGGUUUGUGAACCUGCUGGCUAUCCUGGGUAACGUUUUUGUCCUCUUCAUCCUUCUCACCAGUCAUUACAAGUUGACUGUCCCGCGGUUUCUGAUGUGCAACCUGGCUUUUGCUGAUUUCUGCAUGGGACUGUACCUUCUCCUGAUUGCUUCGGUGGAUCUCUACACUAGGUCAGAAUACUACAACCAUGCCAUAGACUGGCAGACUGGGCCUGGCUGCAACACAGCUGGCUUUUUCACUGUCUUUGCCUGUGAGCUUUCUGUAUACACACUGACUGUGAUCACCCUGGAGCGCUGGUAUGCCAUCACCUUUGCUAUGCGCCUGGACAGGAAGCUUCGCCUUCGGCAUGCUUUGAUCAUCAUGCUGGGUGGUUGGCUCUCAUGCUUUCUUCUCGCCCUCUUGCCACUAGUUGGAGUCAGCAGCUACAUCAAAGUCAGUAUCUGCCUUCCCAUGGAUACCGAAACACCGUUGGCUCAAGCCUACAUUUUCUUUGUUUUAAUGCUGAACAUCAUUGCCUUUAUCAUCAUCUGCGCUUGCUACAUAAAAAUCUAUAUAACUGUGCGAAACCCUGAGUACAAGUCCGGAGACAAAGACACCAAAAUUGCUAAAAGGAUGGCUAUGUUGAUUUUCACUGACUUCCUAUGCAUGGCACCUAUCUCAUUCUAUGCUUUGUCUGCCAUCAUGAACAAGCCCUUGAUAACAGUCAGUAAUUCCAAGAUCCUGCUAGUGCUGUUCUACCCACUCAAUUCUUGUGCCAACCCAUUCCUCUAUGCUAUUUUCACCAAGGCUUUCCGAAGGGAUGUCUUCAUCCUGCUCAGCAAAUUUGGCAUAUGUGAACAUCAGGCUCAAAUCUACCGUGGCCAGACAGUCUCAGCCAAAAACAGCAGUGGUUCUUAUGGCCAGAAAGGCUGCCGAGGGACAGGUCAGGACUACCAUGACCCUCAUGAUUACUAUCACCCUGCAAUUGCGAUGCAAGAGCAAAUUGUUGUGCAAGACUGCACACUGACUGUGUAAUAGCACCUGAAAGCAUCACAACUGCAGUGUGAUCAAUCAGAUGGGAAUUUAGUAUUCCAAAAAUAAAAAAUCCAGUGAUAAGAUACAAUUUUUCCUAGCUGUUUUUGAGGAACAUUGGUAGUGAUUUGAGUGAGCUAUUCACUUGAAUCUCCAAUCUUAUACCACUGUCAGUGUAAGAAAGAGGGUGCCAGUUAUGAUGACAAUACUGGAAGCAUGAAUGAAAACUCAAUAUAAAUCAGAAAGUGAACAUAUAUAUAUGAAAUGUUAGACAUGCAUUCUUCUCUAAUUGUCUAACGGGAAAGGGAGACAGCAUAAAUUUAGGGGAUACUUAUACAAAUAAAAUAGAAUCUUUAGAUUUAUAAUUAAACUGGAGUUAAUAAAAAAUAAAGUUUAGAGAAUGAAUUUUUCAACUCUAGGUCAGAUUGGUCAGGCUGACUUGCUUGCUUUUUUUCUUUUUUUUAAAUCGGAAGAUUGAUUUGUUUUUCUAAUUGCCAGUUUUCUGAACUGGGUUCUUUCUUCUCUUGUUUUCUGUCAUCACUUGUCAUAAAAAUUAAGUAGCUGGAAUUUAAUUUACAGUUUUGUUUAAAAUGUGUAAGGCAGAAUAGAAUCCAGCUGGCUUUCCUAUCACUCAUGUUGCCUCUGUAGGCCAAACAACAGUAAAAAGCAUUUUUUUAAGAGUGGAUAGUAAGGCUUUAAUUUCUUUUUCUGUUGUGUGUAGGGAAAAACUUCCUGACUCUCUCUCAAAUGGAGGGAUUCUGACUUUUUUAGAUGAGUUUAGGGGGAGAUUUAUUUUGAAUUUCUUUUUGGAAACCUGUCUGUCCAAACUAAUGGGUUUAGAUCUCAAUUUUACUGAUGGUGAUAGUUAUUUGCUUUCGAAGCUGAAAGAACCUCAAAUUAAAUUUUGAUACUAAAUAUUAAGCAAUUUGCUUCCUCUAAUGUUGGCUUUUAUCUAGUCAUCUGAGUAUAGUAUACGUGUUUGGCACUUUAGGAUAUGUCUACACUGCAAAGUGAAGAUAUGACUGUAGCACAGGUAGGCAUAUGUGUUAGCUUUUAUCUAGCCAGCAUGGG